AUGUUCACCACCGCGAGUCAAACCCGUUUUCUUAUUAACAAUCUUACCCUCAUGCAGAAUCCCACACAGAUCCCGCUUUACCGCACGUCUUUAGGCGCUGCUACGGCCGAUAAGCCUGACCCGCACGAUAUUAGCCAAGAAUUCGGGGCACUUGCCGGUCCGGCACCAAGACAAGUUCUGAUUAAACUCUGGACCCAACAGCCAAUCGUGACCCAGUAUUUGCCAAAUGCUAUAUGCCAAUGGGGCAUCCAGAACGCGUCAGAACUUCCAGAAAGUUAUAACCGCUUACGCUAUAUACGAAGCUCUGUACAACUGUUCUUGACAUCGCUUUUGGCAUUAGUAGACCUUGUGAACCUUUGGUGGUUGUUUCGACUUAGGCCUGAACAAAACAAAAAUGCUCAGUUGUUCUUUGUCUAA
Opisthorchis viverrini is the source of this 417-nucleotide messenger RNA. RefSeq lists its product as hypothetical. The record is from RefSeq and is a predicted model, not a curated record. NCBI's taxonomy places the organism in Eukaryota, Metazoa, Platyhelminthes, Trematoda, Opisthorchiida, Opisthorchiidae. The coding region runs from base 1 to 417 and encodes 138 amino acids. The transcript is spliced from 4 exons.